CAUCGCCCGGGCUGGGCUGGGCUAGGCUGGGCUAGGCUGGGCUUGGUGACACCAUGGCCGCGGAGGGUGAGCCGACCAAGACCAAGAGCACGGAGCAUUACAAAGCCGAGAUCCAGCGACUGUCGAAGGAGCUGUCGGAGACGACCCACGAGAAGAUCCAGGCUGCAGAAUACGGGCUGGUGGUUCUGGAGGAGAAGCAGUCGCUCAAGCAACAGUACGACGAGCUGGAGAGCGCCUACGAGACGGUCAAACACGAACUGGAGCAGCUGAAAGAGGCUUUUGGACAGGCGUAUUCCAACCACCGCAAAGUAGCUGAAGAUGGCGAGACGCGGGAGGAGACUCUGCUGCAAGAGUCGGCGUCGAAGGAAUCGUAUUACCUCAGCAAGAUCCUGGAGCUUCAGACAGAGAUGAAGCAAGCCAGGAUCCUGGUGCUCAACGCACAGUCUGAGAACGACCGGCUCAACGCCCUCUCCCUCGACCUGAAGGAGAAUAAUGAAACGCUGGAACUGCAGCGAAUACGAAUGAAGGAUGAGAUCCGUGAGUACAAAUUCCGCGAGAGCCGGCUCCUGCAGGACUACACGGAGCUGGAGGAGGAGAACAUCACCCUGCAAAAGCUGGUCUCAACCCUCAAGCAAAACCAGGUGGAAUACGAGGGUCUCAAGCACGAGAUCAAGCGGCUGGAGGAGGAGACGGUGCUGCUCAACAGCCAGCUGGAGGACGCCAUCCGGCUGAAGGAGAUCGCCGAGCACCAGCUGGAGGAGGCGCUGGAGACGCUGAAGAACGAGCGGGAGCAGAAGAACAACCUGCGCAAGGAGCUGUCGCAGUACAUCAACAUGAGCGACAGCAUGUACAACACCCACAUCAACAUCGCCGUGGACGGGCUCAAGUUCCCCGAGGACGGGGGCGGCGAGCCCAACAACGACGACAAGGUCAACGGCCACAUCCACGGCUCCCUGGUCAAACUCCAGAGCGACUACCGGCCGGCCGGCAGGAAGACCGACAACCCCGCCCUCGUCUCCGACCUCUUCAGCGAGCUCAACAUCUCGGAAAUGCAAAAGCUGAAGCAGCAGCUCAUCCAGGUGGAGCGGGAGAAGUCUCUGCUGAUGGUCAGCCUUGCGGAGUCUCAGAGCCAGCUGGAGCACACCAAGGGCGCCCUGAGCGAGCAGCACGGGACGGUCCACAGCCUGACGGAGCGCAUCAACGCCAUGAGGAGGCUCCAGGUCAACAAGGACUCGAAGGCCGAGCUGGAGAACGAGAAAGGGCGCGAGUCCGGGGAGGAAACGCACGACUACGAGGUGGACAUCAACGGGCUGGAGAUCCUGGAGUGUAAGUACAAGGUGGCCAUCACUGAGGUGAUCGACCUCAAGGCCGAGCUCAAGAGCCUGAAGGAGAAGUACAACAAGUGCGUGGAGACAUACACGGAGGAGAAGGCCAAGUACGAGGACCGGGUACAGGAGCUGGACAAGCAGGUGAGCUGCCUGGAGAAGAUGAACAAGGAGUACAACGAGAAGGUGUCUCACUUCGAGACGGAGGUCAAGUCGCUGACGGUCAUGGCCAACGAGGGCCACAACACGUUGAACACGGCGCAGGACGAGCUGGUCACCUUCAGCGAGGAGCUGGCCCAGUUGUACCACCACGUGUGCUUGUGCAACAACGAGACGCCCAACAGGGUGAUGCUUGACUACUACAGGCAGAGCAGGGUGACCCGAAGUGGCAGCCUGAAGGGUCCCGACGACCCGCGGGCCGUCCUGUCCCCCCGCCUGGCCCGCCGCGGCCUGUCCUCCCCGACCGUCGAGCCCCGCAACUCCCCGGACCACUCGCCCAGAGAGGGGGGCGGGGGCGGAGGCGGCGGUGGGGGCGGGCAGCAGAGUCCCACCAAGCCCGCCAGCGUCCCUCCCCCACCCUCCUCGCCCGUCUCCGACCCCGGCGACCUCCGCAAGGAGCCCAUGAACAUCUACAACCUGAACGCCAUCAUCCGCGACCAGAUCAAGCACCUGCAGAAGGCGGUGGACCGCUCGCUGCAGCUCUCCCGCCAGAGGGCAGCAGCCAGGGAGUUGGCCCCCAUGAUCGACAAGGACAAGGAGGUGCUGAUGGAGGAGAUCCUCAAGCUGAAGUCACUGCUCAGCACCAAGCGCGAGCAGAUCGCCACACUCCGCACUGUCCUCAAGGCCAACAAGCAGACGGCUGAGAUUGCUCUGGCGAACCUAAAGAGCAAAUAUGAAAACGAGAAAACCAUGGUGACUGAGACGAUGAUGAAGCUGCGAAACGAACUCAAGGCCCUGAAGGAGGACGCGGCGACAUUCUCAUCGUUACGCGCCAUGUUCGCCACCAGGUGUGACGAGUACGUGACGCAGCUGGACGACAUGCAGCGGCAGCUGGCGGCGGCGGAGGACGAGAAGAAGACGCUGAACUCUCUGCUGCGCAUGGCCAUCCAGCAGAAGCUGGCCCUGACGCAGCGACUGGAGGACUUGGAGUUCGACCACGAGCAGUCCCGGCGUGGCAGGACCAAGCUGGGCAAGAUCAAAGUCGGCAGCCCUAAAGUAAGUGUGGACACCGAGGCUGGCAGCAUACCUUUCCCCGCUGCCAUUGACAUUCUGACUCUGAUUAACCAGGGGUCUGAGCAGUGAGCCAAGGUCAGCCGGUCUCCAGUGGUGCUUUAAGGACAGGACCAUGCAGUGACAUGGCUAGGACAUUAUCAGUCCAGAGUAAACGAGUGUUUGAUGACAAACAACCAAAUGGAAAUAAUGCUGCAACAUUCCUCAUCAAGAGGCCUAAUUGUUCCACAUCUUCAUUUUCCAUAACCUGAUAUUUGUGCUUUUGGUUUACAUGAGUACAUUAUUUUAAUGGAACGGGUGAGAGCUUUCAGGAGGACAGUGAGGUUUAAUUUUGCUUAACCCCAAAUGCCUUUGCAGUUUGGCAAGAGUUAGUAUUAACCACUGGCGGGGGAGGAGACAACUCAUCGUACAAUAGGCAAUGACAGUCUCUGCAGACCUCAACUCUUCGAUACCCGUGUUAUCCAAAGAAAGGUCUUUGGUCAUGCACUCACAGCGGAGAUGAGCCAAACUUAGUAACAGCUGACAGAAAGCAGGCGUGCUGAGUUCACCCAUUCCCCAACUCCGACCCUUUCCUGUUUUAAGAGUGAAGAAGUGGGUAGUAACCUCAAAGGACAGGGAAGGGAGGGACCUGUUGAAAUCUCCGUGUCAAAAUGUCAUUAACGUCCAACACAUACACAGUCGCUCUCCGGAUAUCAACGCCUCCUUAACAAUCUACCUAUCUGCGAUCAAUCCAAUUAAUUUGGAUAGGAACAUGCUCCAGGCUGCAGAUUUCCCAACCACUGAUGAGGUUAGUAAAAUGGUCCUGGUUAGGACUGGAAUUAAUGUUCGACAUUCCGACCAGAUCACAUGCAGUCUAAGAUAUAGAGGCUGAGACAUCGAGUCUGGAAAUACAACCCAGCCCUGUUUGAAAAAUAUAAAUUUUAAAGUAUUAAAAACUCUUUUCAGAGGCAUGAAGCCAUAAAGAAUGAUGUAUUAACUGUAGCUGUGAGCUGCUUUGUAACACUAUUAAUCUCUCUGGCGAGUUCCGAAAAGAGUAUAAACCAUCUAUGGUCCCAGAGUGAGUUAUCAAUCUCUCAUAAACCAGCAAAGAAAAUGUAGCCCGUAACACAGUCCUCAGCACAUUUGACUCCGCGUUAAACAUUACUUGUAUACGCAGCAUCUUACAUUUUGAGUUUAUUUAUAUUUGCAAACUUGCAAAGUAUUUUUUGAUGCUCUAACUCAGUCCUUGGAGCGAGUACAGAGGUAAUUUCAGGUGGAGUUACAUCGGGAAAAUUUGAGGCGUUCUUAACAAGGUUACUAAUUAAGGGGGAUGUUAAUUUUUUUUGGUAUUGAAUCAAUUACGCAGUGAUACUGGGAGAAAGAGCUCACACGGUGAUACAAGGUGGUUAUAUGGAGAUGGUCUUGUACAGAAACCAACGAGGAGGGAAAAUAGUUAGCAGUUUCAUCAUUGUGGAAUGAAUCAGGAUUCAUUCACAACUUUGUGGGAAAUUGGAUCGUGGAUGCAGGAUCAGGGAUCAGACAUUCAAAGACAGAGGUGACAUUUCUUUGCUGGAAGGAUUAUGAGUCUUUUUGAACCAUCUGCUCCAAUGACAGGGAUUGUCAGAUGCUGAGACUGUUCAAGGCAGAGCUUGCUUGAUGUUAUACACAACGAGAAAUGAGGGAUGUGGAGAUGGUUGGAACUGAGUAGAAGGUCAACCAUGUCCUUAGAGUCAUAGAUUGAUAGAGUAUGGAAACAGGCCCUUCGGCCCAAUUUGCCUCCACCGACCCACAUGUCCCAUCUACACUAGUCCCACUUGGACCAUAUCCCUCAAAAUCAGUCCUGCCUAAUUGCUUCUUUAACAUUGCAAUAGUCCCUGCAUCUCUUGAACAACAGAGUGAGGUCAGGACACGGAACGACCUACAUUGCUCAUAAAUCCACAUAUCGCAAAAACGGCUGGAGUCCUAAGAAAGGUCCCGACCUGAAACAUCACCUAUCUAUGAGUUACCUGGAGAUGCCGCCUGAGUUGCCCCAGCACUUUGUCUUUUUUUGUAGGAAACCUUUUUCUGAUUUCUAUUCGUUCUGAUACUUUGAAUUCAUUCUCAGUGAAAGUAUUGUUCUUAUUUUGCUAAGAACUGAAUAGCAGGAGUAGAUCACAUGAUCUGA
This is a messenger RNA of Leucoraja erinaceus (little skate), 4698 nucleotides long. It is a transcript of the gene bicd1a, whose product is annotated as bicaudal D homolog 1a. The record is from RefSeq and is a predicted model, not a curated record. Gene Ontology annotation, molecular function: cytoskeletal adaptor activity; dynein intermediate chain binding; dynein complex binding. Gene Ontology annotation, cellular component: cytosol; Golgi apparatus. The transcript is spliced from 7 exons. Lineage: Eukaryota; Metazoa; Chordata; Chondrichthyes; Rajiformes; Rajidae. Gene Ontology annotation, biological process: regulation of microtubule cytoskeleton organization; microtubule anchoring at microtubule organizing center; protein localization to organelle. The coding region runs from base 54 to 2627 and encodes 857 amino acids.